Molecule: messenger RNA, 3302 nt
Organism: Colletotrichum destructivum
Lineage: Eukaryota; Fungi; Ascomycota; Sordariomycetes; Glomerellales; Glomerellaceae
Product: Putative cytochrome c oxidase assembly protein COX16
Exons: 2
Coding region: 303-656 (117 amino acids)
Biological process (GO): mitochondrial respiratory chain complex IV assembly
Cellular component (GO): mitochondrial inner membrane
Source: RefSeq, a predicted model, not a curated record
GUUUCCUGGGACACUCCGGGAAGCUGCUAGUGCUUGAUUGGAGUUCCAUCUCUUGGGUUUUUUUUCCGCAUCAUCCUUCUUUCCCCCAAGAUCAGACCACUCUGUGCUUCCACAGCUGUUACAGACAACUGAAGCCAUUGACGAAGUCCACGGCAGCGACAACCAAACAACGAGAGAGAACUCGUGUGUUUGACAGCCGAUCAGUCCGAGCGCCAAGUACCAGGCAACACCAAUUGAAUCGACUUCGCCUGGGAAUUGCGUGACCUUGUCGUCAUCGAAUCCCGACAGACACAUCGCCCUUCAUGGCUGUCUUCAGUAGCAAGAAGUUCCCGUCCAAGGCGGACACCAACACCUUUGCUGCCCAGUACCGGGCCCAGAUGGCCAAGCGGCCGUUUCUGCUCUUCGGCCUGCCCUUCGUCGCUGUCAUGAUAGCCGGCUCCUUCGUCUUGACGCCCGCAACGGCCAUCCGGUACGAAAAGCAUGACAGGCGCGUGCGCCAGGUGACCAGAGACGAAGAGCUGAAUAUGCGUCGGUCGGCGCGCAAGGUCGACAUGAAGGAAGAAUACUACCGGCUUGCGGCCAAGGACAUCGACAACUGGGAGCAGAAGCGUGUCAAGCGGUUCAAGGGCGAACACGACGGCAUCAUCGGCGAGUAGAGGCCAUCAUGAAUCACACCGGAUCUCGAUCGUUUGACACGCCACGAACACGACAGUCCGAUUUGGAGCUGUUUGAUAAUCAACUUGCGAAUCGAGAUGGGAUGAAGCAACGCGUCUGGUGUCCAUGACGAGGUUACUGUACUUCGACCGCGGUCGCGUUCGUUACGGAUGCCGUUCGCCCUUUGAAUCAACCUUUGCCAAGCACGAACGCGACAAUGUGCUUUUUGGGGCAGGAUGGUUGACGCAAGAAUGUGCACAUCUCAAUUUCGGGAGUGACCGACUUUGCAUCAAUGCGCACGACAGCAAGCCACGUCGUGGGCCCGAUCCCUCAAGCCACCAAGGGUUCAAAACCGCUCAUUGCCUUCGACGUCACUCCCGAGCCCAUUGUCAAUCGUUAUCCGGCAGGUCUCAUGCGGCGGCUGUGGCUGCCACGGAAUCGGACGGGAGGCAUGCAUGAGGUAGUCUUUCCUCCCCUAUUCUUGCUUCGGCAGAAUUGAGGUGUCUGAGGGUCGUUGAUGAGGUAUGCACGACACCAGGGCGCUUCGCUGGGCGGCUGUAACGUGGGAUGACGCAUCGGUGCGGUCGAUCUGGGGUCGGGUUUGAUGCAACCACUCCGAGAUGUUGGAACAACGGUCAUGGACGGGCCUAUCACAGACAUUUGUCGAGGUUCAGUCAUUUAUUCGAAGGAGGAACAUGUUGGUUGGGAGGAAAACAACUUUUGAGAGACAGGACAGGCAGGGUCUGACGUUCCCGCGUGCCGCGCGCCCGUCGGUUCCCUUACAAAGGCCCCUUGAUUGAAGGACAACCUCUCAACGCGUCUCCACGCGGGCAGAAAUUCCAGACGAAGGCUGAGGGGGUCCUCGAUGUCAACAUCCUAAGCAUAGCAACACUUGACCUUGCUGGGCCCCAACUAACGGACAGGCUCAUCGGUGAAGUCAUUCUUUUUUUCUUCAAACAAUCUAACCAGCAGACAGUGGACAGUACAUGCUGGUUGAGUCUUGUGUGAAAAUAGGAUGGCUUCGCCAAUGAGCCGGUCCGUUAGCUGGGGCUCACAAGUGUAAAGCAUUACAACAGGCAGUAGAUGCUGGUCAAGUUUUGCGACAAUUUAGACCCAAGAGAAGCCAACAUCUGAAUCACCAAACGUUCUUCGGCACACCGUCGAGUGACUGCAUCCUCCAUGCGCAAGACAAUAGUGCCCACCCUGCCCUAAUGCGGCCAUCGGGAGUCCCGGCCUUGAUCUGACGACGGGGACGUAUGCAUGACAAUGCAUCGCGAUCGUGGUGAUGUUUAGCUGAGCGAAUAUCCUGGUUAGCCAAGUCAACGGUCCCUAGCCGAAUUCAUAGAUAGCACCGGCUCAACGGGCGUCUGCCAACCCAUCUCGCCCAGCUAUCCAAGAGCGGCGGCCGCGUUUCGUUUUCAAAGGCAGUGGUUUAGUCAUCGGCCGAUCAACAGACUCGCAACAGUAAAUCAAGAAAAAAAAAAUCGCUCUAUGAGCAAACCAGCCAGUAAGCGGGUGGCGAAGUGUCACAGGAAAAGGGGGGUCCGGGACUGAGGAGGCGGCCGCACGACGUGACAAGAGCCGCGGGGUGCGGGAUCAAGAAGUCGUCGAUCGGGAUCGACGACAAUGCCGUCACCUUUGAGAUCCGCAGGGGAGAGGCCCAGCAACAUGGUCCUGACGGGUCCCCUACAAUGAGACUAGAGGAGAUGAGACGAGACGAACUUGUGGCCGGGCGGUGUGGUAUGAGAAAACUACUCAUCCGGCCCGACAAGGCAAUGGGUGAAUGGGCUUUGAUACCGCCCUGAAGAAAAACUUGCUAUGUGUGCUGGGCAGUCGUCAGUUAGUGAGGGGUGGUCAGUCGUGGAUCGAAGCCGUCGCAGGACCGCCGAGCUGGACGAGACUGCCCCGUCAUCGACCGGCAAAACCGGCUGCGUGUGGUUUUGCCGUAGGGCUCUGCGUUUCGGUGUAGAUGUAACUGGCCUGCGCCGCGCAGCCUCAAGAGAGAAUGUGUGUUGACCGAGUUUCUAUUGUUGGAAGUGCGAAGGCCAAAGAUGCUAGGUCGAUUAGAGAGAUGUUGACUUGAAAAUCGCUUGACCGAGUGCGGGAAUCGUGCAUUCCUGCAGCACCCCCUUCUCCCUUCCAACGUCUUCGAUUCAUCGGUACUGAUUUGGGUCUAAGAAUCGUCGAGUGGGACCUGUUCUUCGCGGGCCCAUCGAGCAAGCUACCCCAAGGAUCCGCGCCCGAUGUUGGAGAGAAACGCUCGGAAUAUGCUCAAGGGAGGGAGAGAUAGAGAGGAUAGAACAAUCGGUGAAAGGGGGCCGAGUGGGAAUGCAGAAGCCAAAGAAGAGGGUGUGGGCGAUGAGACGGACGGCCUGGCGGGACUUGGCCGGCGUGUUGGCAGCUCCAAUAGUUUGAUCGUGAACGGACAUUGCAGAAGUUUCUGGAGGGGGAGAGGAGACCAUGACUACGAUGUACACGAUCGCGAAUUGAAAGAUCAUGUGUUCAAGAAGCCCCUGGAUUCUUCAGGAGGUUCACUCCCGGAGCAAGGACACGACUGGGAUCGAGAUGCGAGCCUCUGCUGCCAUGGCUGCUGCUACGCGGAUACGGGGUCCCGGGCCUAGGUAGUAGUAGAGCCUAUUGAACUCUCU